Cheilinus undulatus (humphead wrasse) is the source of this 2092-nucleotide messenger RNA. RefSeq names its product nucleoporin 54 (gene nup54). The transcript has 14 exons. NCBI's taxonomy places the organism in Eukaryota, Metazoa, Chordata, Actinopteri, Labriformes, Labridae. Gene Ontology annotation, molecular function: structural constituent of nuclear pore. The record is from RefSeq and is a predicted model, not a curated record. Gene Ontology annotation, cellular component: nuclear pore; nuclear pore central transport channel. Gene Ontology annotation, biological process: NLS-bearing protein import into nucleus; nuclear pore organization; protein localization to nuclear inner membrane. Bases 20 to 1735 code for a protein of 571 amino acids.
GUCUGUGCUGACAGGCAACAUGGCGUUCAGUUUUGGCGGCCCUGCGACCAACACAGCGGCAAACACAUCCGGGUUUUCUUUUGGUUCAUUUGGAGCCAAAACGACAGCAUCAACCACAUUUGGCUUUGGCGCUGCAGCCACUACUACCACCACUGCCUCAUCUGGAUUUGGCACUCUUACAGCCCCUGGUUUUGGGGCGACCACCACCACUGCGGCUGCACCAGCCACAGGAUUUAGUUUUGGCUCCACCAACACUGGUGCUUUUGGUGGCUUUGGGACGACUACUACUACUGCCACUGCUCCUGGGUCCACCUUUAGCUUUGCAGCUCCUUCCAAUACCACAGGAGGCCUGUUUGGUAACACCCAGAACAAAGGCUUUGGGUUCUCCUCUGGACUCGGCACUGGGACCGCCACUGGGACAACAGGGUUUGGAACUGGGUUAGGAACAACCAGCCUGGGUGGAGGCUUUGCAUGCUUUAAUAUCCAGCAGCCUCAGCAACAGCAAGGGGGCUUGUUUGGUCAGCAGGCCCAGCAGCCAGGUCAGCCUCAGCCCACCCAGCUUUACCAGCAGGUCACAGCUCUGUCAGCUCCCACCUUAUUAGGGGAUGAGCGUGACUCCAUCUUAGCCAAAUGGAACCAGCUCCAGGCUUACUGGGGCACCGGAAAGGGCUACUACAGCAACAACACCCCACCUGUAGACUUUACCCUUGAGAAUCCAUUCUGCAGGUUUAAGGCGGUGGGCUAUAGCUGUGCUCCAGUGAGUAAGGAUGAGGAUGGUUUAGUGGUUCUAGUUCUGAAUAAAAAGGAAGCUGAUGUUCGAGCUCAGCAGCAACAGCUGGUGGAGUCACUUCACAAGAUUCUUGGAAACAACCAGUCCCUCACUGUCAAUGUAGAUGGGGUCAAACCUCUUCCCAGUGACCAGACGGAGGUGAUCAUUUAUCUCGUGGAGCGUUCACCUAAUGGCACCUCAAAGCGAAUUCCAGCCUCCACCCUUCUCAGUUAUCUGGAGCAGGCCCACAUUAAGAAUCAGCUCACACAGAUUGGAGUUGCCAUGUCCGUCACACGCACAGAGCUGUCUCCGGCACAGCUCAAACAGCUGCUGCAAAAUGCACCUGCAGGAGUGGACCCCAUAAUCUGGGAGCAGGCUAAAGUGGACAACCCAGACCCUGAGAAAUUGAUCCCAGUGCCCAUGGUGGGGUUUAAAGAACUGCUCUGCCGGCUGCAAAUCCAGGAACAGAUGACCAAACAGCACCAGACCAGGGUGGAUAUCAUCUCAAAUGACAUCAGUGAGCUGCAGAAAAAUCAGGCGACCACGGUGGCAAAGAUCGCCCAAUACAAGAGGAAGCUGAUGGAUCUCUCCCACCGGGUGCUGCAGGUGUUGAUCAAACAGGAGAUUCAGAGGAAAAGUGGUUAUGCUAUCCAAGUGGAUGAGGAGCACCUCAGGGUGCAGCUGGACACCAUUCAGUCAGAGCUCAAUGCCCCCACACAGUUCAAGGGUCGGUUGAAUGAAUUGAUGUCUCAAAUCCGCAUGCAGAAUCACUUUGGAGCUGUCAGAUCAGAAGAGCGCUACAGCGUUGAUGCAGACCUUCUCAGAGAAAUUAAACAACACUUAAAACAGCAGCAGGAGGGUUUAAGUCAUUUGAUCAGUGUCAUCAAAGACGACUUGGAAGACAUCAAACUCAUAGAGCACGGGCUGAGCGACAGUGGACACAUGAGAGGAGGCAUCCUGAGCUGAGUUUAUCCUACAUAGAAACACGCUCACAUGCUUGGACUCUUGGUAGCAGUCCUCCUAAAAAGCACCAUGCCCCUCAUCCACACAAGGAAAACACCUCUCUGGUCAUGGUAUUAAAAUAAUCUCAACAACAACUUGCUAAUCUGCUCUUUCUAGACUGAAAUCUUCAUGGAAAGACUCUCUAAUAACAGCUGGCUUACACUAUAAUAAAUCAGAUUAAAAAAGUUGGACUAUGAAUGUAUCAAGCAUGUUAACAAGUCAUUGAGUUGAGUGUGUCAGUAUUGAUAAUUUGUAAAUACAUUUUGUAUUUCUUUUUUAUGCUGUUGUUGGAAUAUAAAUAAAUUUCAUUUAAUCUGAAAA